This is a messenger RNA of Aspergillus ibericus CBS 121593, 1521 nucleotides long. RefSeq names its product FAD/NAD(P)-binding domain-containing protein. Bases 97 to 1521 code for a protein of 474 amino acids. NCBI's taxonomy places the organism in Eukaryota, Fungi, Ascomycota, Eurotiomycetes, Eurotiales, Aspergillaceae. The record is from RefSeq and is a predicted model, not a curated record. The transcript has 2 exons. Gene Ontology annotation, molecular function: flavin adenine dinucleotide binding; oxidoreductase activity.
UAUCAACCCAAUGCACACCCCACAAACCCUCAUACCAAACCCAACCCCAACUUAUCCCAACCCAAACCAAACCCGAAUCAGAUCAAAAAAGGAAAAAUGUACCGCCCCAUCCUCCGCCAUCCCCUAAAACACCACCUAAUCCAAACCCCCACCAAGCCCACCAAAUACGACAUCAUCAUCAUCGGCUCCGGCCAAGGCGGCACGCCACUAGCCCGCGCCCUCGCGGACGCAAAAUUUAAAACUGCGCUGAUUGAACGCGAACAUAUUGGGGGUUGUUGUGUGAAUGAGGGAUGUACCCCGACUAAGACGAUGAUUGCGUCGGGGAGGGUGGCGUAUUUGGCUAGGAGGGGGUGGGAUUUUGGGAGGAAGAGGGAUAUUGUGAGGGUGUUUCGGGCUGGUAGUGAGAAGAGAUUGAAGGAUGCAGGGGUGGAUGUGUUGAUGGGGGAGGCGAGCUUUGUGGAUGCGAAGACGAUGGUGGUUGUGGAUGGGGAGGGGGGGGAGAGGGUGGUUCGUGGGGAGAAGAUUGUGAUUAAUACGGGGUGUCGGCCGGCCGGGGCAGUGUUGGAGGGGCUGGAGAAAGUUGGGAAGGAGAGGGUGUUGGAUUCGACGUCGAUUAUGGAGUUGGGGGUCGUGCCGGAGCAUUUGGUGGUGGUUGGAGGUGGGUACAUUGGGGUGGAGUUUGGCCAGUUGUUUCGGAGGCUUGGGGCGAAGGUGACCAUCGUGCAUCGCGGCGGGCAGUUGCUUCCCCGCGAGGAUCGAGAAUUAGCGGAUUUGUUGGGUGAGAUUCUGAGGAAGGAUGGGGUUAAGGUGUUGUUGGAGACGACGCCGAUUAGGGUUGUGGAUGUCUCGGAUGAGGGGUUUGAUGUGAUGGUCUCGACGAAGAAGGGAGAUGAGAUUGUGAAGGGGGCGACGCAUAUCCUGUUUGCCACCGGACGUGUGCCGAAUACUGAGCGGUUGAAUGCGGCUGCGGCAGGAGUCAAGUUGAACAAUAAGGGAUAUGUGGUGACAGACGAUUUUCUACAGACUUCGGUACCGUUCAUCUAUGCCAUUGGAGAUGUCAAGGGCCCGCCGGCGUUUACGCAUAUUUCGUUCGAUGAUUACCGUGUGCUCAAGUCAUCUUUGCUGGAAUCGGAAGGGUCUGGUUCCAGACUCUCGAUUACAGAUCGCAUCGUUCCAUACGUCGUCUAUACGGAUCCCCAGUUUGGGCACGUUGGACUGCACGAGCAUGAGGCGCGGGAGAAGUAUCCAAACAAAAAGAUCCUGACGGCACAGAUGCCGAUGAGCUAUGUCGCUAGGGCAUUGGAGACAGACGAGUCACGAGGCGCCAUGAAGGCGGUGAUCGAUGGGGAGAGUGGAUCGAUUCUGGGAUUCUCGUGCUUCGGUGCAGAAGGUGGUGAACUGAUGAGUGUCGUGCAGACAGCAAUGAUUGGAAAUCUGCCUUAUCAGAAGCUACAAGAUGCGGUUUUUGCACACCCGACCUUUGCGGAAAGCUUGAACAACCUGUGGGGUUUUCUAAAAUGA